CGAGCGGAAUUCUUCUGGAUUUUCGGCAGGAAUCCCAUGCUCCCGGCGGAGAAGAUCAGACUUUGUCAAGGACUUUUCGAGAGCCUUGGGGUCAACUAUAAGAAAAUGGUCCCCAUUGUACAGGGAGAGUCAUGUCCGUACGCUGACAAAAUUGACCAGAUGCUGGCUGAGAGCGAGGAUUAUUUAUUGAAUAUUUUAGGCCCAUACCAGCCUACGUCAAGCGUCCCUACUCCUCUGCCCCUGACCACCCCCGCGCCUAAACCUCCAUCAAGUGGCACGGUGGAGGAGGAGCUGAAAGAGAUCAAGGAAAUAGUGAAAGAGGAGAAGAAGGCCGUACAGGAGUUGGAAGAAAAGAUAUUGCUCAUCUCCGAAGAAAAUCUCCCGGGAAAUACAGGCGAGUCGGAAAAGGACAAAGAAAUGAUGGGUGACGAUCCCAACCCGCCAACCUGUGUUUCCACCUCUGCAACGUUGAUACUGAUCUUCGCAACGGCCCUCCUGCAACGCUGAACCUUCUACUCCCUUUCCAUUGUUACCCUUCCAUUAGCGUUAUGCCUUUUAUCUCCCUCUCUCUUAAAGAAUUCUGGAGUUGGAAACCAGCAGUUCUUGUUAUUUAUUGUCUCCGCUUGAAAGUUAUCGCCUAAUCAUACCUACCUGUAGAGUUUCAACUUAGUGCAUAGUGAUCUGUAUAUAGAAUAUUUCUAUAAGAAAUAAAGGUGUAUCUUUAC
This is a messenger RNA of Macrobrachium nipponense, 725 nucleotides long. RefSeq lists its product as uncharacterized. Bases 37 to 507 code for a protein of 156 amino acids. The record is from RefSeq and is a predicted model, not a curated record. Lineage: Eukaryota; Metazoa; Arthropoda; Malacostraca; Decapoda; Palaemonidae. The transcript is spliced from 4 exons.